UAAAAAAUACGAGUAAUAUAUUGGAAGAUUUUUAAAUCUCACAAUGAAAUCUCGAUACCUCGCGACUUAUCGAUAGCGAGCCGUGCAAAUCAAAUCUCGUGUUGCACAUGCGUGUAAAAUCGACGAGAUUAUGGCAUUUAAAAAUGGCGUAACAGGCUCGGUGUGUAAAGGUGCUAAGGUUAGGAAACGUAAGGUGGAAGCGGAUUGUUUUUUUGUAUUUGAAUAAUGUCCAUACUUCGCGCGAGGAUGAGGCGAUUGUUUAAGACGACCGGGUUUACAUUGCGGACUUACACGGAAUUCUACCGUGCCAUGUGGCUGAGGAGUAUGAAGAGUGCCGCGAAGCAAAGCUAUACGAAAACUGUGCUGCUGCCGCAGACCAAUUUCCCGGCGCGACUCGGUGGCGGGAAACGGGUGGAGAUGGAUAGUUAUUUAAUAGAGAAAUGCGGCUUCUUGGAAUUGUACAACUGGCAGAGGCAGAAUCUUGAGGGACCAGACUUUAUCUUGCACGAUGGGCCGCCGUAUGCGAACGGAGAGCUACACAUGGGUCACGCUAUUAACAAGGUCCUUAAGGAUAUCACGUUAAGAAGCAAGAUUAUAACAGGUAGAAGAGUGCAUUAUAUCCCAGGUUGGGACUGUCAUGGCUUACCAAUUGAACAGAAAGUGCUUAGCAAUACAAAAGAUGAUAAUCCCUUAGAGAUUCGUCGCAAAGCUAGAAGAUUUGCUAGUGAAGCUAUAGCGAAACAACGACAAGUUUUUACAUCGUGGGGCAUUAUGGCUGAUUGGAAUGAAUCAGGAUGUUACUUCACGAAUCACACCUCGUACGUGAAGAAUCAGAUGCAACAAUUUAUAAAUCUGUAUGACAAAGGGCUUGUGUUCAGAGCCUUUAAACCAGUACACUGGUCACCGUCCUCCAGAACAGCAUUAGCAGAAGCGGAAUUGGAAUACAAUGAGUCUCAUGAGAGCAAAAGUGUUAUUGUUCGCAUGCGACUUGACGCAGAUACAUUAACCUCGAGAUUAAAGGAUUUGGUGAAUAAACUACUCUAUGCUGUUAUCUGGACCACUACACCGUGGUCAUUAAUGGCUAAUCAAGCUAUAGCUUUCUCGAAUGACGUUGUAUAUUGCAUUGUGGAAGACAAUUCGAAAAAUCUGUAUAUUCUUGCACAAGAGUGUUUAGCAAGUAUUGAGCAGAAGCUCGGUCCGUUAAAAUUGAUUACAACCAUUAUGGGGCGAGAAUUGGGCGAAAUCAAGUAUUUUCAUCCUAUUACCAAACAACGUUUGCCAUUCUUGCCUGGGCCUCACGUUACAACCAAUGUUGGUACUGGAUUAGUUCACACAGCUCCCGCGCACGGUCCCGAGGAUUUUCUUCUCGCAAUUGAGAAUAAUAUACCAGUAUUAUCUUUGAUAGACGAGGACGGAUGUUUCACCAAAGAAGCGGGCGAAGAAUUUUCUGGCUUAGAUGUCCUAAGCGAUGGCGCUAAUAAAAUCUUGCAACGUAUCGGUGAAGACGUGUUGCACAUCGAUAUGAUUACACACAGCUACCCGUAUGAUUGGCGAACCAAGAAACCUGUGAUCAUCCGCGCGAGUCACCAAUGGUUCAUAGACAUAAAGUGCAUCAAGGAAAAGGCGAUUGACAGCAUCGCGAAUAUAAGGAUAUACCCGGAGCAAAAUAGAACGUCGUAUUUGAACGCGUUGAUUGCUCAAGUUAAGCAGCGACCAUACUGGUGCAUUUCCCGACAACGGGCCUGGGGAACGCCAAUACCGGUAUUGCACAAUAAACGAACCGGUGAUACGUACACGAGCAGAAAAUGGAUCGAGAGAUUAAGCAGGUUGAUGGAGCGACAUGGUACCGAUUAUUGGUGGGAGCUGCCAAUCGAGAAAUUAAUGGGUCGCGAACUUCGGCAGGAAUUGAACGACGAUAUAGGCGAUUUGGAAAAGGGAACUGAUAUCAUGGAUAUCUGGUUGGAUAGCGGUCUUUCGUGGUCAGCCGUUUUGCCGGAACAUAAAGCAGAUUUGUAUUUAGAGGGAAUGGAUCAGUUUCGCGGUUGGUUUCAAUCAUCAUUACUAACAUCCAUUGCUCUUCAAGAACGUUCUCCUUACAGCGCAUUAUUCGUGCAUGGAUUUGCGGUGGAUGAUAAAGCCUCGAAGAUGUCAAAGUCAGUUGGAAACGUCAUAAAUCCCGAAAUAAUUACCAAAGGUGGACAAAAUUUGAGUAAUGAUCCGGCGUAUGGCGUCGAUACUCUAAGAUGGUGGGUAGCUAGUCAUGGAUGUCAACAUAGCCAGGUUCCGGUCACGACCGCGUUGUUGCGUGAGAGUCACGAAACUAUACAAAAAUUACGCUUAGUUUUACGAUUUUUGUUAGGUGUCUUACAUUCGUAUAGCGAAGGAAUCACAAUCGAACCAGAAUACCUCUACCUUGACAAAUAUAUGCUGCAUGCUCUGCAUCAGUAUAACAAAGAGAUUCAAAACUUAUAUGACAAUUAUGUGUAUCACCACGUAUGUAAAUUGGUAACGAAUUUUCUGGCAAAUACCGUGUCGCCGGUAUAUUGCCAUUUGAUUAAAGACAGACUUUACUGUGACGAAGCAGCGUCCCCAACGCGUCUGGCUGCGGUAGAAGUAACACGUGGUACCCUGACUGUACUUGCGAGAUCUAUCGCGCCAAUCGUCCCGCAUUUAGUGGAAGAAGUGUGGCUGUACCACCCUGAAAAUUUGGGUAAUAUAAUGAGAAAACGGUUUUCACAUUGUAUUACUGUCCUCGUAUUAUUUGCAGCGUCAGUGCCGUUGUAUCAUACUGAAUAUAAAGUACCGGAAACGUGGCAUCAACCGAAAAUUGCUAGGCGCGUAGAGACAGCUCUAAGUUUGAGGAGCAAGGUGAACACAUUGGCUGAUCGUAACACAUGGGAAUUGUCGGGCACCGUAAAGGCUUCGAAGGACGACUAUGAAUCGCUCUCUAUGCUUCAAAAAGAUCAGGAAUCCUCUACCUCGGAAUUAUGUGAAAUUUUGCAACUUUCGUCAAUUACAUUAAUAGAAUCACCCACAAUAACCGAGACGCAGAUUGAAUUACAUAAUAUUGAAAAAAUGCUUUGCCAAAGGUGCAGGCGAUAUCCUGAAUUAGAUAAGAAUGGCCUUUGCAGUCGUUGCGUUAAGGUACUUGAUGUGGCGAAUGUAUCAUCGAUAUCCGUGUAAGCGUAGAGUGGUUGACUAUUUCUUAACUAUCGCUUUUUUGCUAAAUAAAUAAAUAUAAAAGAGCAACUCUUUUUUUUCGAAAA
Messenger RNA from Solenopsis invicta (red fire ant), 3266 nucleotides. RefSeq names its product isoleucine--tRNA ligase, mitochondrial (gene IleRS-m). Bases 226 to 3183 code for a protein of 985 amino acids. The record is from RefSeq and is a predicted model, not a curated record. Gene Ontology annotation, cellular component: cytosol. Lineage: Eukaryota; Metazoa; Arthropoda; Insecta; Hymenoptera; Formicidae. The transcript has 14 exons. Gene Ontology annotation, biological process: isoleucyl-tRNA aminoacylation. Gene Ontology annotation, molecular function: isoleucine-tRNA ligase activity; aminoacyl-tRNA deacylase activity; tRNA binding.